UCUGCCGAGCGCUUGAUGGGAUCGCGGCGGCCAGGCUCCCUGCCCGGGGCGAGCAUGCAGGCCCGUCUGCCUGCGCCCCUGCCCCUGCUCCUGCUCCUGCUCCUGGCCUCCCUCUGGCGGGGGGCGUCGGGGGCCAGUGAGCUGCGCUACCCGCCCAGCAAGAUAGCUGUUAUCGGAGCUGGUAUUGGGGGCACCUCAGCAGCCUAUUUUCUACGCCAGACGUUUGGGAAAGAUGUACAGAUUGACGUGUUUGAGAAAGGAACGGUGGGGGGCCGUUUGGCUACUAUAAACGUGGAAGGAAAAGACUAUGAAGCAGGCGGGUCCAUCAUUCAUCCUCUUAACCUACAUAUGAAGCAUUUCAUCAAGGAGCUAGGACUUUCUGUUCCUGAGAACCGACAUGGCCUUCUGGGCAUUUACAAUGGAGAUGAAUUUGUGUUUGAGGAGAGCAGCUGGUACAUUAUCAAUAUUCUGAAACUCCUCUGGCAUUAUGGAUUCAAUCCUCUGCGAAUGAACAUGUGGGUGGAAGAUAUCUUGGACAAGUUUAUGAGAAUCUACCGCUAUCAGUCUCAUGACUACUCCUUCAGCAGCAUGGAGGGCUUGUUUCAUGCCCUCGGAGGGAAUGACUUUAUCCAGAUGCUGAAUCGGACCCUUGAUGAGACUUUGCAGAAGGCUGGCUUCUCCCAGAAGUUUAUCUAUGAGAUGGUUACUCCAAUCAUGAGAGUCAAUUACGGCCAAGGUGUCAACAUUAAUGGGUUUGUAGGUGCGGUGUCUAUGACAGGUGUUGACUCUGGACUUUGGUCAGUAAAAGGGGGCAACAAACUUGUCUGCAGUGGUCUUCUUUAUUCUUCUAAAGCACAACUUAUCUCUGGCACAGUUAUCUCUAUAGAGGAGAGAACGCGGCCCCAACGCACAGGAGGUACAGUUAAGCUGUAUGAAGUGAGCUACAACUCUGCAUCAGGUCCAGCUACAGACAUGUACGAUAUAGUUCUCAUUGCUACACCCCUGAAUCGUAAAAUGUCCAACAUCACCUUCCAGAACUUUAACCCGCCCCUUGCACAGUUCUCAGACCGUUACCAUCAGAUGGUGGCAACUUUUGUUCAUGGGCGCAUAAACGCAUCCUUCUUCGGCUACAAGGACCCAUCCCACUUUCAUUUAGCCAACAUUUUCACAAUAGAAAAUCCCAACCUAUUUAUCUACAGUAUAGGUGUUGUGUCUCCUGUCCAAAACACACACGAGGACAUGAAGCAACCCAUGGGACCUGCUGUUUGGAAAGUGUUCUCAAAAGAAUCUCUCACCGAGGAGCAGAUGAAUUUGCUUUUCUCAUCCUAUGAUUCUGUGAAAGAGAAGAAGUGGCUGGCUUACCCGCACUACCAUCUCCCAAACACAUGCCCACCUAUAAUCCUGCACGAUAGAAUAUACUACCUUAAUGGCAUAGAAUGGGCGGCAAGUGCCAUGGAAAUGAGCGCAGUUGCCGCCAAAAAUGCAGCCCUCCUUUCUUACCAUCGCUGGUAUGGAAACGUGAACAUGAUUGACCAGGAGGAUUUAUAUGAGAAACUCAAAACAGAGCUGUGAGUUUUACCCAGGUAUGAGCGACAAAUCCCCGUGGAUGAUGAGUCUAGAUUGCCCAGUGAUGGCCUGAGGAAAUUGAUCAUGGUAUUGAUCAAAUGCUACAUCUUUCUGGCCCACCUUACUGUUAAAAAUGAAUAUAUGGCAAUAUUUUCCCCUCUAACCUGAUACAGUAGUCACAAGUGUUACCUAUCACAAUAGUGAAGAUGGAAAAAUUCCAGAGAGGUGUAGGAUUUUUAAAUUGCUCUUUCCCUUAUGUAUUCUGACCCCAGCUUAGGAAAGCACGUAAGCAUGUACUAAAGCCCAUCCCUAUUCAAGAUAAGCACUUAAGCAAGUAUUUAAAGUUAAGCAUGUGCUUAAGUGCAGUCCUGAAUAGGGAUACAUUCCUGAAUAAGGACCUGUUUAUGUAUAAUCACCUAGGCCCCGAUCUUGUUGACAGGUAAGCAUGUGGUUAAAUAUUUGCAGGAAAAGGCCUUAGUAGCUCCUGUGGUAUGACGGAAACUCCUUAAAUAAAGGAAAAAGGCAGGGGAUAUGGAGUUAGAUGUAACAUAUUAAUUUUAUUUUAAAAAUUGAUAAAAUCAAAUUCUGAAACUAGCCUGUAAGAGGCUGUCUGGUCCCAUCUUAUUGGCUCACUUCAUUUCCAACUGCUAACCUUUGUUAAGUCCAGUACAAAUUAAUUUUAUGGUUUCCUAACAUAGUGUCAGCUUUCCAUUUUAAGCAAUUGCUUUUGUUGCCACAGGGGUCUUAUGCGAAUAGAAAGAGGCAAUGCCCUACCAUCUGAAAAGGUUUGGGAGCCUUUUUACUAGACUUGACUUUGCUUCUUUUAAGGAAAAUAAUUUUAAAUUGGUUUUAAAGAGGUUUUCUGUAUUUAGUUUUAAAGCAUGGAGCAGUCUGGGUGCAUGUUCUUUAAUGUUACUGAUUUUUUUUUUCAUUCUCCUUCUAGCUUAAUUAUAAUCUUAGAAGCCAAAUCUGUAAAACAAAUAAAAGGAAGUUCUUCACACAGCCAACCUGUGGAACUCCUUGCCUGAGGAGGUUGUGAAGGCUAGGACUAUAACAGGGUUUAAAAAAGAACUAGAUACAUUCAUGGAGGUUAAGUCCAUUAAUGGCUAUUAGAGAGGAUGAGUAAGGAAUGGUGUCCCUAGCCUCUGUCUGUCAGAGGGUGGAGAUGGACAGCAGGAGAGAGAUCACUUGAUCAUUACCUGUUAGGUUCACUCCCCCUGAAGCACCUGGCAUUGGUCACUGUUGGUAGACAGGAUACUGGGCUGGAUGGACCUUUGGUCUGACCCAGUAUGGUUGUUCUUAUGUUCCAGUGUUAGGUUCUACAAUAGAGAACCUGAAUAUAAUUUGGAAAACAGUGAAUCUGGCUUCGUCCCAGCUGAAGUUAAUAUAUAGCUUUGAAAAAGGCCAUAAGUCAUGGGAUCAGAAGGAACUGCAAUUGUAUUUUUGAAAGUUUGGUUAUUCAUACAAUGUCAAAAAAAAAAAAAGGUACGAUUCCAAUCUCCGUACAGAGUACUUGUCUGACCUGGCAUGUAUUAACAGUACUGUAAUUUAUUUUAAAGCAUGCUUUUCAGGUGAGUGAAUACAGGGAGUAUUUAAGAGGAGAAAUAAAAAAUGUUAUAGCAGGCUACAGGAGGAGCAUGGGAGAUGGUACACAUGCUGAUGAUAAACACAUUAAUGCAACAGAAUCCUAACUAUUCAAAGUGGCUGAGAGACCCAGAAACUUAUGAAAGUCAGCAGUCAAUAAAAUCACAAAGACAUGCCAGCUAUGCAGUAAAAAGGGAGAUCUGAAUAAUUUUGGGAUUUUACUUUGUUUCUUUUGAUUGCGCACCUUGUGUAAAUUCUGUUCUUUGUAGGACACAGGGCACUAGGGCCAUAUUUUUACAAGUGAGGCUAAUUAAAAUGUUUUAAUUCUUGAUAGCUUUACAGCUUUCACAGACUGAUCAAGCACAGUUAAUCUAAACAUGUCUUAACUAAAUCUUAUUUGCUUUAAAUAUCAGUGCUCUAGAGAGGUUAUGAAAUGUUUGCAGAAAUACAUGGUUGUCAGUGGACAGUUGUUUUCUUAAAAAUCAGGCUGCUUUAACCAAUUAGUGAGCUUAAGUCCUGCAAGUAGUUUAAAGAGUGAUACUUAAUACUCAGCAUAAAUUUAUGGUUUUUUACUUGUAACUUUACCUCCUGCCUAACGUCAACAGAAAUUCAAGGUACCUAAUGAAGCGCUGUUAAUUUUUUUUGGGGGGUGGGGGGGUCGCGGAGGGAGAAUCACAUUUGAUUUUAUUUUAAAAAAUUGAUAAUGUUUUUAAUUCGGGACUAUGUUGGUUUGUAAAAUUAAAGCUUUAUGGAAAUA
Molecule: messenger RNA, 3907 nt
Organism: Gopherus flavomarginatus (Mexican gopher tortoise)
Lineage: Eukaryota; Metazoa; Chordata; Testudines; Testudinidae
Gene: PCYOX1
Product: prenylcysteine oxidase 1
Exons: 6
Coding region: 16-1572 (518 amino acids)
Biological process (GO): prenylcysteine catabolic process; prenylated protein catabolic process
Molecular function (GO): prenylcysteine oxidase activity
Source: RefSeq, a predicted model, not a curated record